AAUGCGAAUCUGAACGAAAUUUUUGCACAAAUCACUGGGAUACUUUUUUUUUUGGCGAAUCACUGGGACCCAUUCGGACUCGGAUUGACACUCUGUCCUAACCGCAGUUUCUUUCCCCUGCCAACGUGUCCGGACUCGGACUCGGACUCGGUUAGGGGCCCAUAAAUAUGGGCGCCGUCCCGCGGCAACCAACUAGCAGACACCUCUCACAGACGCGAGGGAUGGCCGCCGCCGUGGAGACCCGGAAGCGCGUCGCUUCCCCCUUCCUCGACGAGGAGUUCUCGGCGCCGCCCCAUCUCGUCAAGCGCAGCCGCUUCUCGCCGUGCGCGGGCCUCGCGGUGCAGAGGCCGUCGCUGGUGUUCGACCCGCUCGACGCCCCCCGUCGCGUCUUCCCUGACGCCGACUCGACGGAGAUCGAGGGCUGCUUCGUCGCCUCCGGUCUCGACAUCCACGCGACAGUGGAGGCGUUCCGCGCCCGGCAGGCCAGGGAGGCGGUUGCGUCCUGUCUCGCGCGCGCGGCGGCGCGGGCCGAUGGCGGCGGCAUGGACGAGUGCGCGGGCAUCCUCGUGGAGCAGAUGGCCGCUGCGGAGGACGUGGCGGACGCCAAGAACCGCGCAUCCUGGAUCCUGGCCCUCGUCAAGGACGCCGUCGCCGCGCGCGCGGCGGAGGCGGCAACGUCGGCGCUCCGCGAGGAGAACGCCGCGCUGAGGGCGCAGGCGCAGGCGCUGGAGCGGGACAACGCGGUGCUCAAGCGCGGCGUGGCGGCGCAGCACAAGCUGCUGGAGGAGACGGAGCGCGACAACGCUGUGCUCAAGCGCGGCGUGGCGGCGCAGCACAGGCGGCAGGAGGAGAUGGAGCGCGCCGCGGCGGAGCUCAAGAAGAAGGUGGCCGAGCUGGAGAUGGCCAACUACGCGCUCGGCGUCCGGCUGCGCAACGCCGACAGCUGCCGGUUCCAGGCGUGCCGCGGCCCCGACAUGUUCUGACCGCUCAAGCGAGCGAUUGGUGUUCUUCUCUUCUUGUAAUAGUCUAGAGCUUAGGGAUAAUCACUGUGUUUAGCAGCAGCAUGUUGCUCGUUAAUCCAAUCGAUGUAAGCCCUAAAAGGGAAAGGCUUUGCUCACUUGGAUUGGAUUGAUUGUGAAUCCAAGUUGGUGGUUGUAUUGCAAAUGCUCGAGCAAGAGGUUGAUCUCCUUGCCAUGGCUUGUUUCGAAGCGUGUUCUUCUGAAUUUGAAUUGUCUGGUUUU
This is a messenger RNA of Phragmites australis (common reed), 1241 nucleotides long. RefSeq lists its product as uncharacterized. NCBI's taxonomy places the organism in Eukaryota, Viridiplantae, Streptophyta, Magnoliopsida, Poales, Poaceae. The transcript has a single exon. The record is from RefSeq and is a predicted model, not a curated record. Bases 168 to 983 code for a protein of 271 amino acids.